CUCGCUCCGCAAUUCCGCAUCGCCUCCUAUCCUUCGCCCGCCAACCUCGGCGGGUCAGGGCGUGUUUCGCGCGGGGGCUGUGGCAGGAGGAGGAGCAGCAGCAGCGCGCCAUGGACCCGUGCCCGUUCGUGCGGGUGCUGGUGGGCAACCUCGCGCUCAGAAUGCCGGUGGCGCCGCCCGCCUCCGGGGCCGGCGCGGGCGUCCACCCGUCCACGUCGGCGUGCUACUGCAAGAUCCGGCUCGGGAAGAUGCCGGUCCAGAGCGUCCCGGCGCCGCUCGUGGUCACCGACGGCGGCGAGCAGACGCCGGCGUCCGGGGCACUCGCCGCCGCGUUCCACCUGUCGAAGGCUGACCUGGAGUGGUUCGACGGGAAGCCCUCGCUCUUCUCGUCGCGGCGCGGGGCAGGGGACGCUAGCCUGAAGGUGUCGGUCUACGCCGGCCGGAAGGGGAGUGCCUGCGGCGUCAGCUCCGGGCGGCUGCUCGGGAAGGCUACGGUCCCGCUCGACCUCAAGGGCGCCGAGGCCAAGCCCGCCGUGCUGCACAGCGGCUGGAUCUCCAUCGGGAAGCGGGCCGGGAAGGGCAGCCCGGCGGCGGCGGCGGAGCUCUGCCUCACCGUGCGCGCGGAGCCGGACCCGCGGUUCGUCUUCGAGUUCGACGGCGAGCCGGAGUGCAGCCCGCAGGUGCUGCAGGUGCGCGGCAGCAUGAGGCAGCCCAUGUUCACAUGCAAGUUCGGGUGCCGCAGCAACAGCGACCUGCGCAGGCCGGGGAUGCGGCGUGAGCGCGACGCCAAGGAGCGCAAGGGGUGGUCGGUGACGGUGCACGACCUGAAGGGGUCCCCCGUGGCGAUGGCGUCCAUGGUGACGCCGUUCGUGCCGUCGCCGGGCACGGACCGCGUGAGCCGGUCCAACCCGGGCGCGUGGCUCAUCCUCCGGCCCGCGGCCGACGGCGCCUGGGAGCCCUGGGCGCGCCUCGAGUGCUGGCGCGACCGCCGCGGCGCCGGCGCGUCCGACAGCCUGGGCUACCGCUUCGACCUCCUCGUCCCCGGCGUGGACCACGCCGCCGUCGCCCUCGCCGACUCCUCCAUCCCCUCGUCCAAGGGCGGCAAGUUCGCCAUCGACCUGACCGCCGCGCAGCCGCUCAGCCGGGGCGGCACGCCGGGGUGCAGCCCGAGAGGCAGCGGCGACCUGAGCAAGUGGCCCCUGGGGAACUACCGCGGCUUCGUCAUGUCCGCCGCGGUCCAGGGCGAGGGCCGGUGCAGCAAGCCGACGGUGGAGGUCGGGGUGGCGCACGUCGGGUGCGCCGAGGACGCGGCGGCCUUCGUCGCCCUCGCCGCGGCCGUCGACCUGAGCAUGGACGCGUGCAGGCUCUUCUCCCACCGGCUGAGGAAGGAGCUCUCGCACCCGCAGGCCGACCUACUCCGGUGACCCACCGGACCGGCGGCAACCCACGAAUCACGAGCGAAUUGUACAUAGGUAGUUGAGGUAGAUGUGUGCUUUAUUAGCGUGCGUUUGUUUGCUGGAGUAGUUCGGUUCCGCUGAUCGGCUAGUUGAUGGUGGUCGCCUUUUUUUUUCGUGAGCGCUGAGUUCCUGAGUGCGGUGUGGUGUGAUUUUUUUGGCUGGUUGCUUCGCUUUAGCCAUAUGUAGGGUGGUUCUUUUUUGGAUCUCCGUAACUUAAGGCAAUUUGUGAUCAUAUGGACUAUGCUUCCAGGUUUUUUGAAUUCAAAAUGAAUGAGC
This is a messenger RNA of Zea mays, 1733 nucleotides long. RefSeq names its product Formin-like protein 18. The transcript has a single exon. Lineage: Eukaryota; Viridiplantae; Streptophyta; Magnoliopsida; Poales; Poaceae. The coding region runs from base 111 to 1424 and encodes 437 amino acids. The record is from RefSeq and is marked predicted.